Messenger RNA from Suillus discolor, 1596 nucleotides. RefSeq lists its product as uncharacterized. NCBI's taxonomy places the organism in Eukaryota, Fungi, Basidiomycota, Agaricomycetes, Boletales, Suillaceae. The transcript has 4 exons. Bases 1 to 1596 code for a protein of 531 amino acids. The record is from RefSeq and is a predicted model, not a curated record.
AUGGCUCGCCUGCGACGUGACACGCUUUCAACAUCCAGUACUACCCACUCCCCAACGUCCACCUACGUCAACCCGCCUAUGCCAAGUCCAUCAAUCUCCAAACCAUUUCGUAUUUUUUCGACAGGGACGAUAUUCUUGACGUAUUCGCUGGACCUUUGCUCGCAUCCAGUUCCGGGUACUGCGUCUCGGGCACAAGCAGUCACCACCGCACGUGGCGGUAGCGCUGGACAUAUACUUGGUUUUUUGGCAGCGCUUCCUGCUGCUGUGGAACCCAUGCUCAUCGCGAGUUUGGGCGCGUCGCCCGACGGAAUUCGACUGCGAGAUGAGCUAGAGACAGGUGGAGUGCGCACAAAAUACUGUAAACCCUGGCCUGGUCUCGGUGUUCCAUCUGCAUGGGUAAUGCAUGCCCGUGAUACUGGUGAAAGAACUGUUAUAAAUCACAAUCCACUUCCAGAGGUGUCCCAUGAAGAUUUUAUUGCCUUGCUGGGCCCUGUUCUUGCACCGGAGAAACUACAUUGGCAUUUCCCACCCACAACUACCUCCUCAACCACCUUCGCCCGCUGCCGUCUUCCCAAAUGCAUUUGUUUCUACUCCACCACCGAGAAAUAUAUCAAAACCACGCUCUCCAACAUUCUUGGAGUAGACGGUCUUGCACGUGAGCGAAAGUGGCGAGCACAUUGUGUUCUCAGUGUGGAUCUCGGCCGAAGGGCACGAGAAGGCGUCGAAGCUCUCAUCCCUCACGCAGACUCAACCCUAGGCCCACCUUCUCCGCGCGCUAUCCUCCUUGCGCUCGCACGACACGCACCUCCACACGCGCUCCUUGUAUUAUAUGGAGGUGCCCUUGGUUCAGCCCUCCUCUCCCUUCCCACUCGUGAAUACCUCCAAUCCUCUUCCUGGUCUCCACUCCCGAUGGGCAGAUCCCAUGCACACACCAACUCCAACUUACACUCCAUCAUCUCCACCGCUGAUGGUGUUGAGAGCGUGCGCAGCGGCUCAGAAUUUUGGGCUGGUCGCCGCAGCCCCGACUCAAGCGGGUUCACUAUGGGUGAUAACCCCUCACCUGCCCGAAAUCGUGACAGUGGAUACUCAGAAGACCACGACGACGAGCCAAGAAGGCGCACGUCAUCGGCGGGAGAAUCCUUCCACCCACUUGAUGAUGACGACGACGAAGAUGACGCAAGGUCUACGCAUACCACCCGCGGGACAUCCUUGCCCCACUCACCUCCCAAUCCUCAUCUUCGCACUAACGGUCAUGGCCACGACCACGCACAUACACGUCCUCCCCAGCACGUACAGAGCUCUAUACCCGUGCAACUGCCGCCGCCGCCACCACCACCACCUUCGGAGGACCUACAAGAUGAAGAGGGCGCGCAUUCCGCGUUCAUCGCGGGGAUGAUCUGGUCCCUCAGCAGGCGCACUCUUCCAGGGGCGCCAUAUACCCCCGUGCAAGCGGAGGAGAAGGAAUUAGACGUCACUGCGCGGUGGAGGCUUGAUGAGUGCCUGCGAUUUGCAACGGAGUGUGCGGGGCGCAAGGCUGGCGGAUGCGAGUGGGGAAACUUGGCUAUGGAGAUGAGAGACGUGGGGUGGUUUGAUUGA